Molecule: messenger RNA, 660 nt
Organism: Naegleria lovaniensis
Lineage: Eukaryota; Heterolobosea; Eutetramitea; Acrasida; Naegleriidae
Exons: 3
Coding region: 1-660 (219 amino acids)
Biological process (GO): nucleobase-containing compound metabolic process
Cellular component (GO): mitochondrion; cytoplasm
Molecular function (GO): ATP binding; AMP kinase activity
Source: RefSeq, a predicted model, not a curated record
AUGUCCGAACAUAAGAACAGAAUUAUUUUCUUUGGUGCUCCUGGUUCAGGAAAAGGAACUCAAGCCUGUAAAUUGGCUAAAGAAUUUCAAGCUUGCCACUUAUCUACAGGUGAUAUUCUGAGAGCAGCUGUUAGGGAUCAAACAGAAAUGGGAAAGAGAGCAAAAGCUAAGAUGGAUGCUGGUGAACUUGUCAGUGAUGAUAUCGUGAUUGGAAUUAUUAGAGAUAGUAUUGACAGUCCUUCGUGUCGAUAUGGAUUCAUUUUGGAUGGAUUCCCACGUACUGUACCACAAGCUGAUGCUUUAGACAAAAUGUUAACAGAAAGAUCUACUCGUGUUGACCAUGUUCUCAACCUAGAAGUACAAGAUGAAACAGUAGUUAAACGAAUUGCUGGAAGGUUAACACAUCUUAAAAGUGGACGUGUGUACAACCGAUUCUUCAAUCCUCCUAAGGUAGAAAAUUUAGACGAUGAGACAGGUGAACCUCUUGUUCAACGGCCAGAUGAUAGAGAGGAAGUUAUUAGGAAUCGUUUGAAGACAUAUCAUGGAUAUGCUGAUAAAGUAUUGAAUUAUUAUAAUGAGAGAGGUUUAUUAAGACGUAUUGAUGGUGAACAACCAAUAGACAAAGUGAAUGCAAUGGUGAGAUCCUUUUUCACCAAAUAA